AUGUCCGUUUCAGCCCAGCAACUGGCGGACUUGCUGCCCACCGCCAUCGCCAUCCUCAACCACGCCGACGAGCCCAUCUUCACCAACCGCCGUUUCCGCUCUCUCUUGACCUCCCCCCGAAACAACAAACCCCUACCUCCGCGGUCCUUUGACGCUUGGUCGCCCGCGGUCCAUCCAGACGACUAUCCCGGGCUCGCCACCGCGUACCAGGCCGCCGCGGGCCACAACCGUCCCCUGCGCAUCGAGUACCGUACCCGCGACGAGGAAUCUGCCUCCUGGCGGCUGCUGACGCUGACCCCGAUGGGGGUGGCGGAGCGGGAGGGCUUUGGGCUCGGUGACAAGGGAGGGGGGUCGAUAUGCACGAUCGCGGAUAUCUCGCAGGAGAAAGGGGUGGAGUUGUCGCAUAAACGCAUCGCGGAGGAGGCGCAGCAGCGCAAGACGCAGCAGGAGCGGUUCAUCGAUAUGAUCAGCCACGAGGUGCGCAAUCCGCUGUCGGCGAUUCUGCAUUGCACGGAGGAUAUCUUGGAGGCGGUGCGUGGCCACAAUCACAAUCACAAUCACAACUACGGUAAGAACAAGGACAAAAGCCAGAACCAGGGCCAGCAGCGAAAGCAGAAGAACCGGGCACCGAACGCAGACGACACCGUCACACAUGCCGCCAUCGCCCAAGCCGCCGAAACAAUUGCCCUCUGCGUCGCUCACCAGAAGAAGAUCGUCGACGACGUCCUCACCUUCUCCAAGCUCGACGCCGGCAUGUUCACUCUCUCGCCGCGCCGCGUCCGCCCCCGCCGCCACCUCGCCACCUCGCUCGCCAUCUUCCGUCCGGAGCUGCGCAAGCAGCGCAUCGCCUUCGACUACCAGCUCGACAACUCGUACGUCGACUCCGCCGUCGACUGGGUGAUGGCCGACCUCGACCGCAUGGGCCAGGUGCUGAUCAACCUCGUCUCGAACGCGAUCAAGUUCACCGCGCAGGCGGCCGGCGAGCGCGCCAUCCGCGUGUCCCUGGCGGCGGCGACGGCGCGUCCGCCGUCGUACCCGCCCAACGUGGUGUUUUUUGACUCGGACGACGCGGCGCGGGGGCUCGACAAGACCGCGGACGCGGACUGGGGGUGCGGCGAGAUCGUGUAUGUCAUGGUCGCGGUGCGGGACACGGGCAUCGGCAUCGGCGACGAGGCGCAGAAGAGGCUGUUUGAGCGGUUCAACCAGGCCACGCCGCGCACCGAGACCAUCUACGGCGGCUCCGGGCUGGGGCUGAAUGUGAGUCGGCGGCUGUGCCAUUUGCACGGGGGCGAGAUUGGGGUGAGCUCGAAGGAAGGCGAGGGGAGUACGUUUGGCUUCUUUUUCACGGUGCGGCGGGAGCGCGAGCCCGAGGACUGGGCCACGGGGGCAGAGGCCGCAGGCGACGACGACGACGACGACGACGACGACGACGACGCCGAGAUCACCCAGCUAUGCCAGGAGAUCCAGUCCAUGGGCAACGAGAUGACCGGGGAUCCCGAGGAAACGACCUCGCCGGCGAUGCCGGAAAGCCCGCCCGUCACGCACGUCGAGGAGGUGGCGCCGGGGGCGAAGCGGGACGCGCGCAUGGAACACACAGCCAAGUUGGUCGCGGAGACGGAGCGGAGCAACGGGUCGUCGCCUGCGGACGAGAACCGCCACAUCCUCCUCGUUGAGGACAACGUCAUCAACCAGCGCAUCGUGUCGCGCAAGCUGCAGUCGCUGGGGUUCCAGGUCGUGGAGGCCAACAACGGCCGCGAGGCACUGGAGGCCGUGUACGCGCGGCGGUUUGACUGCAUCCUCAUGGAUCAGUCGAUGCCGGUGAUGGACGGGAACGCUGCCACGCGGGCGAUCCGCGAGUUCGAGAAGGAGAAGACGGUCGACCAUAUCCCCGUGCUGGGGGUGACGGCCAAUGUGCGGGCGGAACAGCAGCAGGAAAUGCUGCAGUCGGGCAUGGACGAUGUCAUUCACAAGCCGUAUAAGAUGGAGGAGCUGACGAAGAAGAUCCAGGAGUUGCUCGAUGACUCCUAG
This is a messenger RNA of Aspergillus clavatus NRRL 1, 2028 nucleotides long. Its product is annotated as putative sensor histidine kinase/response regulator. Lineage: Eukaryota; Fungi; Ascomycota; Eurotiomycetes; Eurotiales; Aspergillaceae. Gene Ontology annotation, molecular function: histidine phosphotransfer kinase activity; phosphorelay sensor kinase activity. The record is from RefSeq and is a predicted model, not a curated record. The coding region runs from base 1 to 2028 and encodes 675 amino acids. The transcript has a single exon. Gene Ontology annotation, biological process: phosphorelay signal transduction system; protein autophosphorylation.